AUGAAGGUUCUCGUUCUCUUCGCCGCGAUCGCUUCCAUCGCUCUCGCUGCGCCGAAAGACCCCUACCCAGCACCAUGCGGAAGGUCGGACCCGUCGGGAAUUUGCACUACCAAAACGACUUGUUACAAGAAGGGUGGCUUCUACGUCCAGCGCGACUGCGACUUCUAUAAUGUGCUCGAUAUCGGCUGCUGCUACUCAAUUCCGGAUGAGAAGAAGUAA
Molecule: messenger RNA, 219 nt
Organism: Alternaria ethzedia
Lineage: Eukaryota; Fungi; Ascomycota; Dothideomycetes; Pleosporales; Pleosporaceae
Exons: 2
Coding region: 1-219 (72 amino acids)
Source: RefSeq, a predicted model, not a curated record